Cucurbitaria berberidis CBS 394.84 is the source of this 3435-nucleotide messenger RNA. Its product is annotated as leucine rich repeat protein-like protein. Lineage: Eukaryota; Fungi; Ascomycota; Dothideomycetes; Pleosporales; Cucurbitariaceae. The record is from RefSeq and is a predicted model, not a curated record. The transcript has 5 exons. Bases 1 to 3435 code for a protein of 1144 amino acids.
AUGUCCAAGGACAAACGACGAAGCAUUUUUGGCCGCAGCUCCCUGAGUGCCCUCGGCUUGCAGGUGCCCAAAGAUGAUUCACAACCAGCAACGUUGCUGCGAAAGCGGCGGGCCGCCUCUUUCAUGUCCAAUCUCUCAGACGUAUCCCAGCAUGGAGAACACUUGCAACCCUUCGACGGCACCACUGCCUUAGCCGAGCCGCCUGCGUCGCCCCGACCAACUCUCUCGCGAGGCAGCAUCAAACGUGCAAGCUCCGUCUUCGGCUCCUUCCGCGGCUACAAAGAAGACGACGAACCUCUCUCUGCAACGUCUACACGCACCUCGACAGGGUUUGGGGAAUAUUUGGGCGAAGACGUACGCAACCGCCAGGCGCUACAUUAUGGCGAGGUGCAGACGAGCAGUUCCAUGUUCAGGAAGAAGAGGGAAUACCUGGUCCUGACAGAGACGCAUUUGAUCCGGUACAAGCAUCAUGCCAAAGCCGCAGAAGCUUUCCCAGCCAUACAAUCAUCCUAUACCCGUAUAAAUACCCAUCGACACAGUUCAAACCCUUCGACUGGCUCCUCGCAUGACCUCCAAUCCCUGGCCUCGGAAACAUCUGGCGACCGCGAUCAUGGCAUACCUUUGCGCCAUGUUGUCGCCGUCUAUCAUCUCGACGACGGACGACCCCAUUUUGCGUUGGAGCUAUACUAUCUGGACGACGAAACCAACCACGCUUCCUCCAUGACGCUCCAGUUUGGAGACCCAGAGGAGAUGUAUACAUGGCUUACCAACAUUCGCGAAGCUGCCAAUCGCGCAAGAUUGGCCGACGCAAACCCUCUAUCUGCGCACAACUCCCACUUAGCCGCCCGUGUGGUUGAAGCCGAACGGGACUACGUUCCUCCGCACUACGCCAUCUACAAAGUCGUUCUUCGUCCACAAGGCAAAACUACUUCGAGGGCAUCGUCUGACGAUUUUUCAAAACUUUCUGCUUCCGUAUGUUUUCUUGCAAUUGGCAUACACAAGGUGCACUUGAUUCCAUUAUUCAAGCCGCCAACCCAACGAUCCUCUAGCCCGUCGUUAAUGUCCCAUAAUACCCAAUCCGCCCAUGGCAUCCUCAAUCUUACUGAAGUCAGCGUUAGUGAAGUCGACGACACCUUUACACUCACAUUUCGGAAGCCACUAGAGCGUCCCAAGAUCCUUCAUCUGGCAUCGCUUGCAUCACACGACAUCGCCGUCCGUUUACAACACGUCGAAGGGAAUUUAAGACCAGAGUGGGAAUCGCGCCCGUACCAAUUCCUCGUACCGGACCAUGUAAAUCAUGAUAGCGCCAGACAGGAUAGCCCACAUCCAAUCGACCAAGACUCCUUGGAUCGCACCCUGAUCGGCUACUGUGUGGCUUACGAUGUACAACCUGAAGUCAUCAGCUAUCAAAUCACGUAUCCGCCCGAAGAUCGCCCGCGUUUCGAGCUUCUGCGACCCGUAGGCAUACGUAGAACCCAGUACACCAUACUUGAGCUUCUGGCCGUCAUGCGGUCCCUGCGGUACAAUGAAACGUUUAGUGGAAUAUCUUUCAAGGACGUACAUUUGGAUGUUCUGAAUGGGCUGAAAGACCAACAUGGCGCCGAGCAUUUAUGCUUGAAGACCAAGAGAGGCACAUAUGCGCGCUUGGACAUUGAAGAGCUUGAACGGUCUUGUCUAUUGGUGCAAGAAAUACGAGCUCUGGCUUUGACGAAUCGCAACCUCAGGAGAUUGGAUUUUUCAUCGUGCAUCACACGAAGCCCUAAAGACCAUGGAGAGUCGGGUGCCAAUGCCCGGGACAUGGGCUGCGGCAUAGUAGAAGCUUUAUUUCCUCUUUGCAAGUAUCAAACGACCAACGUGGACUGGAUAGCUCUGAACAACAUUCAGCUUGGCGAUACCGACCUGGAUUAUUUAGUCGCAGCCGCGGUCGAACGAGUUUGUCACUUACGGGGAUUGGAGUUGAGUGGUUGUGGCUUGACCGAUCGCGCCUUAUCGCUGAUUCUAGACGCACUUCGAGCGCAGGAGACCACCAUGGAGUGCUUAAACCUAUCGUCCAACCCGUUUCGGCUGUCACCUGCCAUAUUCGAUUCCCAGAUUGGGGUUUUUGGCUACCUUACAAGGCUUGACCUUUCGCAUGUCGCACGCUCGUCCGGCCUCGAAUCGCUCAUAUCAGUGGAAACGUUCCAGGCAUGGAGAUUACAGGAGCUUAUUCUCAGUGGAACAUCACUCAACUCCGCCAUGGUUGAUGCAAUCGCUAGCUAUCUUGUCAAUUACAAGCAGUCUAGCGGUCUCCGAGAGCUUCGGUUAGAUCACUGUUUUCUUACUGGAAGGGACAUAGCGUACCUGCUGCAUUCCAUGACAGAGCAUCCUGGCAAGGCUCGCGAGUUGCAUCUGGAUGUCAGUGAGAAUAAUAUCGAGGAAAACCUCGGAAAGCUAACAAGAGCUAUCGCGAGCGGCCUUGCCCCGUCUAGCUUGACCAUCCGGCUGCUCGAAUUCGAAGAGGAAGCAGACUUUCGGAAGAUGAUUCUCGCGCUCGCCGCAAACAACACCAUCCGACAGCUCGACAUUUCGCGGGCUUCUUUACCUUGUGAUGCUUCAGAGGAUACCUGCCAAGCUAUGGAGAGAAUGUUCGCGGACAACACAAGCCUCGAAUGGCUUGACAUAUCUGGUGAAGACUCUCGUUUGGAAACCACCAAGCUUGGUGUCGGGGUGAAUCGAGCGCUGCGUGGGCUGCAAAGGAACAGCACCCUGCGCGUCUUGUACAUCCGAUAUCAAAAACUCGGUAUACAAGGCGCCAGUACACUCGCAGACGUUCUAAAAUCAAACACAGCUUUACAGUAUUUGUACUGCGAAAACAACGGCAUUGCACUAACGGGCUUUACCGACCUCGUUAACGCUCUACAUCGAAAUACGACACUCCUCUAUCUUCCUUCGAUGCAAGAAAGCCGGCAGAUGGCGCUCAAACAAACGGAGGACCAGGUCAAGCAGAUGCGCGAUGACGUACCCGUUCAUACACAGUCAAGGUCAGUCUCUGUCCGGAGCAAGCUUGCAAGUAAAGUAAGCGGCAAGGGUCCAAAAGAAAAGGUCCACCCAAUGGGUCUUUCAGAUCAAGACAUCAAAGCAGCGCUCGGCUUAGUGGAUGAGAGCUGGGCACGACAGGAGUACCGACUAGAGCAGUAUUUACAGCGCAACUAUAACAUCGCGCAUGGUAUUCCAACUGCAAUGGAUGUCGACGAAGAGGAAUUUGAGCGCCCAGACACAGCAACAAGUCUGAGCAGGAUUAUUGAAAGAGUCAAGAUCGAAAGCACACCUACGACCGAAAAAGAUGCUCAGCUUGGAGCGGCUACUCCGGAAACGGACUACGACAUAACGCCCCUUGAAAAGCAGCUUGAAAUGUCAUUUUCGCAUAAUCGACUGGCCUACACGUCGACAUCCUAA